Molecule: messenger RNA, 1592 nt
Organism: Ornithorhynchus anatinus (platypus)
Lineage: Eukaryota; Metazoa; Chordata; Mammalia; Monotremata; Ornithorhynchidae
Gene: KCTD13
Product: potassium channel tetramerization domain containing 13
Exons: 7
Coding region: 1-978 (325 amino acids)
Biological process (GO): protein ubiquitination; negative regulation of Rho protein signal transduction; protein homooligomerization
Cellular component (GO): Cul3-RING ubiquitin ligase complex
Molecular function (GO): protein binding; ubiquitin-protein transferase activity
Source: RefSeq, a predicted model, not a curated record
AUGAUAUCAAAUAUCAUUCUGAAGCAAACGGUAGUUCUGCAGUGUAUUCGUUGCCCCGCCGGCCCCGGCCCCGCCGCCUACGACCCGAAGCCGCCGAACCCCAGCAGCAAGUACGUGAAGCUGAACGUGGGAGGGUCGCUGCACUACACCACCCUGCAGACCCUCACCAAGCAGGACACCAUGCUCAAGGCCAUGUUCAGCGGCCGCAUGGAGGUGCUCACCGACGCCGAAGGCUGGGUGCUGAUUGACCGGAGUGGACGUCAUUUUGGAACAAUCCUCAACUACCUGCGCGAUGGGGCAGUGCCGUUGCCCGAGGGGCCUCGGGAGCUGGGCGAGCUGCUGGGCGAGGCGCGCUACUACCUGGUGCAGGGCUUGGUUGAGGAUUGCCAGCUGGCUUUGCAGCAAAAGAACGAGAGCCUCUCCCCACUCUGCCUUAUCCCCAUGGUGACCUCUCCACGUGAGGAGCAGCAGCUUCUGGCCAGCACUUCGAAGCCGGUGGUGAAGCUGCUGCACAACAGAAGCAACAACAAGUAUUCCUACACCAGCACGUCGGAUGACAACCUUCUAAAGAACAUCGAGCUGUUCGACAAGCUGGCGCUGCGUUUCCACGGGCGGCUGCUCUUCCUCAAGGACGUGCUGGGCGAUGAGAUCUGCUGCUGGUCCUUCUACGGGCAGGGCCGCAAGAUUGCCGAGGUCUGCUGCACUUCCAUCGUCUACGCCACUGAGAAGAAGCAGACCAAGGUAGAGUUCCCCGAGGCCCGGAUCUUUGAGGAGACGCUGAACAUCCUGAUCUAUGAGACGCCACGGGGCCCCGAUCCCGCCCUCCUGGAGGCCACGGGGGGCGCGGCGGGGGGAGGCGGGCCCGGGCGGGGCGAGGACGAGGAGGGCCGUGAGCACCGAGUCCGCAGGAUUCACGUCCGCCGCCACAUCACCCAUGACGAGCGACCCCACGGCCAACAGGCCGUCUUCAAGGACUGAGACGCAGCCCCUCGUUUCCUCUGCCGGCCCGCGGUCCCUCCCCUUUUCUACGACGACGCCCGCCCCGGCCACCCCUCCGCCCCGGCGCUGCUGGUCAGGUCGUGGGCCUCCGCUCUCCCUCCCUGUUUUCCAACAGCUCGCGGGGGGGGCCGGGGGCGGUUCGUUCCACUCGAUCCCUUCUCCUAAAGUUUGUGUUCUGUUCCAACAUUCCCUCCCCACCUGUCUUACCCCUCUUCUCCUGUGCAUGGUACGAGUCCUUCCCAGUAGUUGGUUUCACAGCUCUUGACCUACACCUUCUCGAGGAGGUGGUGUGUGCCAAAAUCCACCGCCGCUCCCACCCCCCGCCCCUAUAUCCUAGCCACCUGGUACGUUCUCUAUCCCUCCCACCCCUCCCCGCCUUUUACGGGGCAGGGGGGCCAAGACCUGGUCUUCUGCCCCCAUCUCCCUAACCCACUAACCUAGUCGUGAGUGGAUAAGCAGCUUUUCCCCAGCCGGCAUGCCGGGGGGAGUGAUUCACUCCACUCGGAGAGGGUCAGAGCCCGUGUUCUUCCCCCACCUAUCUCCCUGUCUUCAUAUAAUUUAUUAUUUUAUAUUAAAUUAUUGGCAUAAAUUGA